CAGUCCCAGCUCUCUCACGCUCCAGCAGGAAUUUAUUGUUAACUUUGAGUUCAGUGUGACUUGUGCAGAGUGGGAGGACAGUAUGGCAACAUGUAAGCAGGGCUAAAAUGAGAUGGGAAACUUACUGACCUGACCAAGUGGAUUGUACGGCUUUGCUUUUUUGUGUUUGUUUGCACAGUUUAAAUACCUACAAUUGUCAACAUGAACCAGAGAGGAAGAACUAGAAGUUGUGAUACUUUUCUUAGCAUAAAGGACUCUGAAUCACUUGAUACCUGCAUCCAGAAUACACUGUCUGCGCUCUACCCACCAUUCAAUGCCACUGCGGCUACAGUGCUGUGGCAGCUGUUCAGCGUUGUUGAGAAAUUAUACCGUGGUGAUGGGCUUCGGUGCCUGAUUGAUUUCCUUCUCCCUGCCAAGAGGAUACUGCAGUCCAUUCAGCAGGAAACAUGCGCAAGGUUCCAUGGUCUCAUUUUUUAUCAUGAAGGAUGGCCGCUGUGCAUUCAUGAGAAGGUUGUUGUACAGUUAGCUUCCCUCCACAAAAUAAAACUGAAACCUGGGGAUUUCUACAUACAAAUUGUUCCUCUGGGAAAGCAGUCUGUCAAACUGGUCCUAAAAUGUCUAUCGGGGAACAACCAAGGUAUCGAGGAAGUACUUAUUCCAGAAACCAUGUAUGGGUGUAUCUUCACAAUUGAAUUCCUGCAAAAUGUAACUUGUGGAAAAAACUGCUCCCCACUUCAAAACUGUUUGUUGACCACCGGGACUGUGGUUUACAGAACACCUUGGAAAAACAUAGUGAAUCCCAUUUUUAUUGCCACAACUGAAAGCAUUAUGCAGAACUAUAAAGGUAAUUCAAUUCACAAUAACUUAAAAAAAUCUUCUGACAAUGUGACGGAUACUAUGGAAAAUCACAGUUCACAAGACAGCUUCACUUCUGAAGAUACAGAUUCAACUGUUGUAGAAGCAACCCUGCAAGAUAAUCACAGAAACCAGGGGAAUAAUUCUCCUGCAGAGAUGUUACCCAAACUGGAGACAAGCCCAUUAACUAAAGACAUUGACGGAGAUGUUCAUCUUGAAAACCCUGUUCUGGCUACAAAAGGUGUAGAUGGAGUUUUGUCCUUGGCCAACACAGAGAAAGGAAAUGAGCUUAGGGAAAAUCAAUUGCCAUCUCUGAAAUCUGACAGUAGAGGUGGCACACGGACACUUUCAUUUAAUACUGACCUAAGCCAUCCAGGGCCAGCUAGAAGACAGCUCAGGGAUUCCCUAUAUUUUGAAACAAAACGGUUGUUUAGGAAGUCGUACAUGGAGGCCUUACAAAAUCCAAUGCACCUCGGCUCUAGCUCUGAGGAGUCAAUAACAGAGGCUACAGAGCAAAAUGCUGGACAAGCAACUAAAGACAUUUCCUUGAAUGUGUCCAAAAACAGGACUCCUGACAAUUGUAACCAAAAGCGGGACUCCCUACCCUGUAGCCUUCCAUGUCGAGUGCAGUCAGGGGAGGCCCCCUAUGGACACCAUUGUGAAGCUUCUAGACCACAUACAUCACAAGGAACUUCUCUCAGUGAAGGCUUUAGGCUAGAAUACAAGCGAUCCAAAUCUUUGGACAGGGCACAUCAGAAUUCACAGGCUAAAGGUCACAGAGCACGGUCGUCCUCGGGUGAUUCAGCCAACAGAAGUCCCAAAAGGAAUCUAAAUGGAUAUGCCCUAAGGCUUGUAAAGCUAGAUUUUGAGGGAGCGUUUUCCAGCUCUGAGAAAAGGCCAAACUGCAGUAAAGAGGAUUCAGCAGAUUUUCUUCAUCCUUGUACCACAGAGGGGGCGAUUAGAAGAAACAGUGGUGAACUUUGUCACACUCCAAACACGCCCAGCAGAGUGUCUAAAUGUGAAACUGCACUUCAGCAAAUGCUAGCAUCAGAUUCUGAGCCCAGUCUGCCAAGUCAAGCAUCAGAGGUCAACCAGGAGCUUCUCUUAUCUAGAGGUGUCAUAUUACCAGGAAACAGAGACCGGUAUGGCCAUGCUGUCAUACAAGUCUGUACGCGAAACAAAAUCUGGAUAAAUGAAAACUGCACAGCAAAAGGGCUGACUCGUCUUAUUAUGUAUUACUACAUCACUCUUCGAAAAGACCAACGUGGAUUAGGGCUGACUGUCUUAGUGGAUGCCCGGCGAUACCCACCUGUUUCUGUACUCUUCAUGGCCUUUACAGAAAUCCAGGCACUCUUUCCAAACAUACUUUACUCCAUCCUGAUGCUCGUUGACAAAGAGGCAGCCUUUAAACCAGAGAGAGAUUCUGUAAUACAGUAUGAAGUCCUGACAUCACUGAAAGCACUGCACAAACACAUUGAUCUGAAUCAACUGACACAAGAGUUUGAAGGGACGUUUCCUUACGAUCACAGUCAAUGGAUACAGUUCAGAAGGAAAAUAGAGCCCUUUGCAAGUAGCUGCAAUGUAGCCAUCGCCUCCCUACAGAGCUCCAUCACUACCUUACACUCCAGCAGCACCCUGAACACAGUACAGGAAGUUGUUGACCUAAUAAACAAACAGAAAUCCUUGAUGAAGUAUGUACUGGAUGAUACACGGCUAGUGAGACUGAGGCUUGAGGGAGGUACCAUUCUAGCAAGACUCAAGAAGGAAGAGUUCUGUGAUACUGAGGAUUAUAGGGACUCCAUUGAGAUGGUCACUGCGUUGUAUAAUCAGGUGGAUGAGGAAGUGCACAAACUGGUAAUACUGUCUAACAAGUCACUGCAGCAGCUGGAAAGCCUCCUUGAGCUACGGAAAUUUGAGGAAGGAUGUGACCAGAUUAAACUGUGGUUCAAAACAGAGGGAGAGGCACAUCUUGCUCCUCUGGAUUCCUUGUCUUUUGAUUCACUAAAGCAAAUGCAACAACGUUUCAGUGUCUUUCAUGAAGAGUUUGGGCACCACUACAAACAAGGGCUGUGCUUGAUCAAAGAUUCAAAGAGCAUAAACAGCUGCUCGCUUUUUGAUGCUGUGCAUCUCGAAGAAAAAGUGCAGAACUACCAACAGUUUUUGAAUACAAUCCUUAGCAAGAUUGAAAAGCGGAAGAAUGAGUUGGAAAUACUGGUGAACCUGUAUGAGUUUUAUGAUACGGCUAACCAAUGGAUGGAGCACUGCAAUGAUUAUUGCAACCAGCUGAAUGUGGACAACAGCUCGUGCCUUUUCUCACCAACAGUGGUCCAAACCUUGCAGAACUACCACAGAGAAGCAACAAAAUUCUCACCAGAUAAUUACCGCAGGCUGGACGAAAUGGUUUUAAAUCUGAACAGUGCUAAGGAGACGAAGCAGUGGAAUACCCACUGGUUGAAAUGCCAAAAUACCCGCCGUUGUUUGGAAGAAGUACUGUCUAAAGUCACAACAGUACCAAAAGACUGUAAGGGAGGAACUGCUUCCAGAAUGUCAUCAGACGCCAGUCCCAGAACUAGUGGAGAGUACAACUGUGAAGGACUUAGAGAGCCUUCUUUCACACAUGUUAAUGAUAACAGAAUAUAUCCUGGGCAAAUGAAUGUGGAAUCCAAUGUAAUGUUUGAGCAUGAGGAUAUAAACCAAAAUUCCAAUGUGUUUUCUGAAAACACUCCUUUAUUUCCACAAUCUUUUUCUUCAGAGUCUGAACGAUUCACCAAGUCUGUGUCUGUGUUUGACGAUACCGAUAGUGACUGUACCUUGGAUUCUUCCUCUGCCUCUUGCCGGUCCGAACCCAUUUCCUCUCCAGCUGCCCGUCACAGAAAACAGCCGUUAAAAAAAAUAAUGAAGAAGACUUUUACUUAUGACAUGUCCCAAAGAGAGAGCAGCCACAUGGAAACCAAUCACAAUGGAUACACCAGGGUUUAUAUUAAAGGACUGGAAGUAGUCAAUAAUGUGGCUGCUGAAAAGAAAAUACAGAGGCCUGACAUACAAAGCCCCCAGUUGGGUCGAAGUCGUAGCUUAUCAUCGCCACCUAGAAUGCACUGUAGACAUUCAGAUGAGGGCAAAAAGUUGAACAGCAGCAAAGUGCAGCACAUCAUGGAUGAAAUGAUCUCCACAGAGAGGGAGUAUGUACGAUCUCUUGGUUACAUCAUUGAAAAUUACUUCCCCGAGAUGGAGAGAAUGGACUUGCCUCAGGAUCUCAGAGGGAAACGCAACAUUAUAUUUGGAAAUCUGGAAAAGCUGUAUGAUUUUCACAGCCAGUAUUUUCUCAAAGACCUGGAGCACUGUGUGGAUUGUCCGUUGUUUGUCAGCAGUUGUUUUCUCAGACAUGAAGAGCAAUUUGGGAUGUAUGCUUUAUACAGCAAGAACAAGCCACAAUCUGACACCCUGCUUGCCAGUCAUGGAAAUAGCUUCUUCAAAAAUAAACAAUUAGAAUUAGGUGAUAAGAUGGACUUGGCUUCCUACCUGUUGAAACCUAUUCAAAGAAUGAGCAAGUAUGCCCUGCUUCUCAAGGAUAUGAUUAAAGACUGCAGCAAAUCACAGGAGCAGGAACUCUCUGACCUGCAGGCCGCUGAAGAAAUGGUGAAGUUCCAGCUGCGCCACGGCAACGACCUUCUGGCAAUGGAUGCUAUCAGAGGAUGUGAUGUCAAUUUAAAAGAGCAAGGACAGUUGAGAUGCCAAGAUGAAUUCAUUGUGUGGUGUGGACGGAGGAAAAACCUUAGGCAUGUCUUCCUCUUUGAAGACCUGAUUCUUUUCAGUAAAACAAAAAAGAUUGAUGGAGGAUAUGACGUCUACAUUUACAAACAGUCUUACAAGACAGCAGAGAUUGGCAUGACAGAAAAUGUUGGAGAUAGUGGACUUCGGUUUGAGAUCUGGUUUCGAAGAAGAAAAUCCCAGGACACAUUUAUUCUACAGGCCAGCGCCAGUGAAGUUAAAGCAGCUUGGACCAACAUAAUAGGGAAAAUCCUGUGGAGGCAAGCCCUGCGAAACCGGGAACUACGGAUGCAGGAAAUGGUGUCGAUGGGAAUAGGCAGUAAGCCAUUUAUGGACAUUAAACCCAGUGCUGCUGCCAUCAGUGACAGAGCUAUUGAUUAUAUCAUGAAGGGAACAGAAUCCAGAACUAGAGCUUCUAUAGCAGUGUCUUCAUUUGACCACUCAACACCGUUCAAAAGGCCACAUUCGACUAUUUCCAGCAGUAGCACCUCCUCUUCAAGUAGCCAGUCUUCUUCUUCCAUACUUGGAUCAUUAAACUUGCACACGUAUCCUAGCCCAACUUUCAAUCACUGGUCCUACGACAUUGGAACCUGUAUCGAGGAAGACGAACUGGAGCAGGAAACUGGAAGUCAGCCUUCUAUGAUUACAGAGAGUUCUGAGACCUCUUCACAGUGCACGUCAAGUGAGAGCAUGAGCGGUUUAAGCCAUUUAGCUCCCAACUGCCAUUCACAGCUUCCAAUAGAGACGUUCUCAGACGAAGGGGCUUCUUAUCUUUGCUCUCAACCACCUUCACAAUCCACAUCCCCAGCACUAUUUCAGAAAAACACCGAUCUUAAACAGCCCACUAACCAGUACAUCACUGCAAGCAAGACCACUAAUAUAGCAAUAGGCCUCUCAACAGUGGUUUGACUGAAAGGUUUUUAGCUCACUAUGAAAAGGCUUUGAAGACUCUUGUCAAAUUGCAACGUACUUGAAUACAACAUAAACCAGUUAUCUAGAUAUCUCCACAAAGAGUUUUUACACAUCGCCUUUGACUGAAACAAGAAUCCCAACAUAAAAGCUUGCAAAUCUCAUGGAACUUUGCACAGGUUUGCUGUGUAUGUUAAACAUUGCAAAGACUGCCAUUUGCAAUGCACAAUGUUUCGUGUACACUGUGUACAUAAUAGUAAUGUAUUUUGUUUUUACAAUUCAAAUGUUAAUUGUAAAAUACUAAACAUAAUUUUGAUAAAAGUGACUUGGUACAUUUUGAAAAGUGUAACUGUUUAGAGUUUUAUAUCCUUGUUUUAUGAUUUUUUCCCUAUAUCUUUUAUAAGAAAACAUAAAAUAUUAGAGAGCAAGAAGUCUUUGCAUUUUUUCAGUUGAUGGCUUGCAGAUGUAUGCAGUGUCUUAAAAUGUGAAGAAUUUCAUAUAAAAAUGUGGUUUUGUAUAUUCUAAUUGCUCACUAUAAAUAGACUUGGGAGUUUAUAGUUCUUUUUUUCUGUACAGUCUAAUAAACACUAUUAAAAAAACUGUAAAUGUUGUUAAGUAUAUCUAUGUGUGUAACAGUAAUGCACAAGCUUAGUGGGAUCCAUUAACAAUUCAUUUUUAUAGAAGGUAUUAAUGCAAUUAAUGUUGUACAAUUUAGUUUUUAAUACUGAAUUUGUUUUUUCUCAACUCAUGCCAUUAAUGUAAAAUGGAAUUAAUACAUUUUGUACUGUUGUUUAUUGAUUUAUCAUAAUGUGCAAGUUUUUAAAUAUAUUCUCUUAAUUCAUUUGUUGGACAAUGCAUUUCUUGACAUUAACUGGAUGCAUUUAACACUACAUGUUUAAGUAGCUUACCAGUCAU
Molecule: messenger RNA, 6447 nt
Organism: Acipenser ruthenus (sterlet)
Lineage: Eukaryota; Metazoa; Chordata; Actinopteri; Acipenseriformes; Acipenseridae
Product: pleckstrin homology domain-containing family G member 4B-like
Exons: 24
Coding region: 202-5532 (1776 amino acids)
Molecular function (GO): guanyl-nucleotide exchange factor activity
Source: RefSeq, a predicted model, not a curated record